CAUUAGGAACAUUCUUGAAAGACUGGAGUGGACUGAGUGGUUGAAGAAUCGACUUGUGUGCGUUUCGUGGAAUGUCAUUCUGAACCAGCCGCAUCUGUCUGUCUUGUGCAACGCAGCGUUGUCUUGUGAGGAACAUGGACCACGUUUGUUGCUCACAGAUACUGGUGUGCAGAAUAUUUUCGUAAAUCCUCCAAUCAGCAAAUGGAUCAAUAACGAAGCGGAGAUAUUACCUUGGCGUCAAUUACCUCUUCCCCGUCUAACAACAGAUCCGUGUCUGAAAUUGAUCUCUACAACAGCUGGCCUUUUGAUGUUCGCACGCUGGCGAGAGGAAGAGCAGAGGUAUGUUUACUUGCUGUACGAUCCAGUGUACAGGACUACGAGAGAGGUGCCCCCUCUGUUGCCAUGGCAUAUGCUUCCUGGAAGUAGUAGUAGCAGCAGCGAGGCAGCCUCGACCAUAUUCCCUUCUCGUGGAGCUGGAAGUUAUGAAGUAAGGCCAUCAACCAAGCUGAUUGCUCUUCAGAUAUAUGUACAACAUUACGUCGAGUAUUUGAGAAUAUCAAAAUACGUUUCAAGCGGAAACUCUUGGGAAGUAAUUUCGGAAUUCCGCAGAGAAGAUUUGUCUGGGCGAAGUACUCCUAAAUCGCGGGUCUGGUUUACGUUUUCAGGUAUACCAGACUCAUUGAGGCGAUACGUCAGUAAUGUGUGCGUUAUUGGAGAUCGGACUUUCCUUCUCCUGAUUCCAAACUAUGACCCGAUGGCAUACUUUUACGAUUAUGAAUCUGAGCCGUCUGAGGAGCAUAACUUAUUCGUGGAGAAUAAGUUAUGCGAGGUCGUCUCCGACGAGCUUAAGAAACUUAAUCUGCCUAUUUUUAUGAGAAGGAACUGCCACAUACAAAUAUUUGAGCAUGGAAGUUUUUUGUACGUGGCACGAAGCUGUAGAUGGCCUCAAGAGAAAGUACAGCUCUGGAAAGUAGAGCUCUCGGGAGCAGUAAAUCCAUCGGGAGACAUAUCCAUCAAACUGGUGAGUAGUAUGCCAGUAGAGUUCGCUCGCGACCUCUUAUUCAAAUGUUACGGCGUCGAGGAGUCAAGCAUGCUCUCUUUCCACAUCGAGGCUGAAGGAGACUAUGCGUGUUUUACUGAAUACUAUAAUCCCAGUAGUGUCAUCGUCUUCGAUCUGAAGAAGAUCGAGUGGAAGAAGUUUGACCUCAAUUUUGAUCACCGGGGCCAAUUUUAUGGAAGGAGGUUCAUGUCUUUCCUUUGGAAGCCGAGACUUGAUCUGUGAGUGACUCCUGAUUGUACAUGUUUAAUUGCUCCAGAUGAUUCACAAUUUUGCUCUUGAUUUCUGUGCUAAAACAAAUCAGAUUUUAAGGAGUCCACAAGUUUUAGCUUCCUCAAAGUUAAGAUAUAUAAUAUAGAAGGGUACCUUCUGAUCCC
Marchantia polymorpha subsp. ruderalis is the source of this 1434-nucleotide messenger RNA. The record is from the annotation of a GenBank genome assembly. NCBI's taxonomy places the organism in Eukaryota, Viridiplantae, Streptophyta, Marchantiopsida, Marchantiales, Marchantiaceae.